Messenger RNA from Phlebotomus argentipes, 997 nucleotides. RefSeq names its product mediator of RNA polymerase II transcription subunit 18 (gene MED18). Lineage: Eukaryota; Metazoa; Arthropoda; Insecta; Diptera; Psychodidae. Gene Ontology annotation, biological process: termination of RNA polymerase II transcription; regulation of transcription by RNA polymerase II. Gene Ontology annotation, cellular component: core mediator complex; mediator complex. Bases 63 to 707 code for a protein of 214 amino acids. The record is from RefSeq and is a predicted model, not a curated record. Gene Ontology annotation, molecular function: transcription coregulator activity. The transcript has 2 exons.
UCAAAGUGCUGAAUGAAAACAGAGUGGUGAGAAAUUGAGGGAAAUCGCGGAAAGUGGACGAAAUGAGCGCGCCGAACGCCCCAAUCACCACAGUUGAGAGUCUGUCGCAUGCCUUGAAGUGCAACAUCAUCCCCAAUCAGGAAUACCUGCUCCAGGGCUCAAUUCUCGACAGUCAGGUGGAGCAUCUGCUGCACAGACUCAAGGGCUUGUGCGACAAUGUGGAUUCCGGGCCGGAGCCCUUUCACGAUCACGAGAUCUGCUUCAGUUUGCGCGGUCAGAAUCAGAAUCAGCAGCUGCAAUUGCGCGUGAGGAAGGCGCAGGACAUCGACGCUCCAUAUCAGCUGCGCUACAUUGGUCAGCCCGAGGUGGGCGACCGCUCGAGACCCACCCUGAUCCGGUCCAGCAUUGACAUCUCCUGCACCGCCUCCGUGCUGGAGUUCCUCACGGAGCUGGGCUGUCGGAUUGACUUUGAGUACGCGAAUCGCGGCUACAUGUUCCGCAAGGGACGCAUGAAGAUCACAGUGUCGAAGAUCUUCAAAGUGGGAGGACUGCAGCCCACGGAUCCCAUCUCACAGAGCUACCUUGUGGAGUUGUCCAUCCUGGCGCCCAGCGGCCAAGAUGUCAUCGGCGAGGAGAUGCGAAUCUUGGCGGAGCAACUCAAGCCGCUGGUUCAGCUGGAGAAGAUUGACUACAAGAGAGCUCUAUAAGAAUUACUUCCACUUUCACAACUCAUUAGCGAUUAAGGAUUACUAAAAUGUGAAUUUUGUUUAAUAAACUGCGCGAGAAUGAUAAGAUUGAGUGGGACAAUUGUGCUGCAUUCUGAAAAAGUAGAUCUUUUUGCUGCAAUUAAUUGCAAUUUAUCUCAAGGCAAAUGGCGGGAAAAAUCACGAUGACUUCAUCUGUAGAAUAAUGAGACACAACGGCGACCGAUCGGAUGAAUAAUGAGUGGAAAAUAUCGGAAUGCGACAAUUUUCUUUCCAUUGUGGAAUUUUUUCAU